Knipowitschia caucasica is the source of this 561-nucleotide messenger RNA. The record is from the annotation of a GenBank genome assembly. Lineage: Eukaryota; Metazoa; Chordata; Actinopteri; Gobiiformes; Gobiidae.
AUGAAGGAGCUGGAGCAGGUGAAAGAGGUGAAGGGGCUGGAGCAGGUGAAGAAGGUGGAGCAGGUAGAUGAGCUGGAGGAGGUGGAGGAGUUGAGGGAGGUGAAUGAGCUGGAGCAGUUGGAGCAGGUAAAGGUACUGGAGGAUGUGAAGGAGGAGGAGGAGGGGGUGAAGGAGCUUGAGGAGGUGAAUGAGUUGGAGGAAGUGAAGGAGUUGAGGGAGGUGAAUGAGUUGGAGGAGGUCAAUGAGUUGAGGGAGGUGAAUGAGCUGGAGGAGGUGAAGGAGGUGGAGGACGUGGAGCAGCUGAAGGAGCUGGGGCAGGUGAAGGAGGUGGAGCAGGUGAAGGAGGUGAAGGGGCUAGAGCAGGUGAAGGUACUGGAGGAGGUGAAGGAGGUGAAGGGGCUAGAGCAGGUGAAGGUACCGGAGGAGGUGGAGCAGGUGAAGCUCAAGGCGAGGGGGGGGGAGGGGUCUGCUCCAGAGGGGAUCCAGGUCCAGGGGGGGUCUGCUCAGAGGGGAUCCAGGUCCAGGGGGAUCCAGGUCUUCUGGGGGUCUGCUCAAAGGUGA